AUGAGUAAUAAUGGCAAUGAUUGUUUAUUAGACGAUGUCCUACUUUCUACACGAAUGGUAAAUCUGCUCUUAGAAGAGGACAAUCUAACUGAUCCGCUUAAUCAUGAUAUACCAGUAAGUUAUUUGGAAGAGGGAGGUGAAAUAGAAGGCUUUGCAAACACUACUCUUAACAAUAACAAAAUCCAUAGUAGUGGCGAUAAUGGUAAUAACAAUCAUUCAACCACAAACGACUUCUUUACAAGUGGAAAAUGCAAAGAAUCCAACCUAAUUCAAUCUGUGGCGUCAACAUCAAGUCUGAUUACAGAUAACUUGUCAAGCGUGCUUGCCACCGAGUUUGUUCAGUCUUUCUAG
Heterobilharzia americana is the source of this 351-nucleotide messenger RNA. Lineage: Eukaryota; Metazoa; Platyhelminthes; Trematoda; Strigeidida; Schistosomatidae. The record is from the annotation of a GenBank genome assembly.